AAAACCUUGAAUUUUUCACGAUUUAACUGAUUAUAAUACAGAAAAAUAAAAUAAUUUUAUUUAUAUAUCAACCGCGCUUGCAUAAAAAAAUCGCCGUGGAGCCUAACACGAGUGUAGAGAUGUGCACGGGGGAGUGGAGAGGUAUGGGGGUAGCCCGUUCCCCAUCACAUGAAUCUGUAACGACAGAUUUGUCCCUAUUUAGUGUUUCAUCUGCUGCUUCUGAUGCUAGAGUACUGAGGUUGCUCGCCUGUAAGGCUGGCCAAGGACCGGAGCCAUCACUCCGUGUUGCCAGUCCCAAUCCUGAAGGAAAGGCAUUAAGCCUUCGUCGCGGUUCACCGGCAGUACCACUUCAGAGUGACGCGUGUCGGGACUUACUGGCGGGUUGCGCGUCUCUCUGUGCACAAUUAGGACUACGCAGGUCAUUCAGCGCUGGUGAUGUGUCUGCUCCGGGUGCCCUACCGCCUGUCAGAUCCGCAACUUCAGAGGUUGGUUUAUGCGCUGCCCUUGAAGCCUUAACUUUGAAUGCAGCAUCCCGUUCUUGCAGCACAUGGGUGGCUGUAGGUGGUUCCCAGCUGCCAUCACCACAAAGGUCGCAGCCGGUCCAACUUCCCCAGAGAACGCUUCCGACUGACAAUAAAAAGGUCCGCCAAAGCUACAUCAAACGACGUUUGAUCACGACAUACAGAGCAUUGGAGAGAAUGUCGCAAUCGGAAUUUAAUUUGGAUAAGUUAGAGGCUGCCGCAGUGAGUGCUGUAUCAGCUGUGAAUCCGGGCCCCAUCACCAUCACUGUGCCCACAAAGAACACGAGUUUCGUUCAUCCAGAAGCGGCACAUUUAGCUUUGACAGCUGCCGACCUCGAGAGGGAAAGGGGAAGGGCUCUUUCGAAGUAUGAGCGUAAUAUGAUGAUAUUUAACUGGCUUCACACAUUGGACGAGGCAUCUCCAUUUUAAGGUAUGUUGUCAUACCUUAAUGGUUGUCAAAGUCAAAUAUGAUCUCAUGUUUAGGUUAUGUCCGAAUGUUAAAACGUUGUCAAAACUAAAUUAUAAUCCUAAUGCUUUUAUUAGUUGGCUAAUUUGCGUGAUUUUAAAAUAUGUAACUGAUUGUCUUUUGAUGUGUAUUGUUUAAUUUAGUUAUGUAAUCCCUGAUAGAUACAUGGUUGUCAAAGCAAUAAUGAAUAGCUGUCAAAACUUAAAAUGUUAACGUAUAUUGUAUCACCUGACUAUAUAUAUGAUGAAAUGGUUGUCAAAACAACUCAUAUUCAUAUUUUGUCAAGAAAAGUCAUGGUUGUCAGAUGUGAUCUCGAAUCUCAGUAUUUUUUUAAUGUUAUUAUAAUGUAUUUGUUAUUUAAUUUGUGAUUAUCUUUAUGUAUGUAUGUAUAUCAUUCUGCACACGAUUAAAAUAAGUCGAAAUGUAAUAAAACAAUUGGAUGUCAGACACUUCGAAACAAUGUGUAAAUCUGCGAAGGCACUGUUUUACUUCAUAGUACCAGGCUAUUGACAAACACGUUUGGGUCAAGUAUGUCAUAAUUCAUUAUAAUACGUGAGUAGCAGUAUUGCCGCUCGACUGUGUUCGGCCGGAUAUCCGUUUCAUUACGAGUUACUAGUACGACAUCAAACUUGAGACGCACUUAUGACACAUUCGUCAAUUGUCAGUUUGACUUUCGUAAAAGAGUAUAUUCAUAAUGACAUACUGUCAAAUCAAUCAAUAAAUACGGCGAAUUAUAACGAUUAUAAAAAACAUUUGAACAAACAUUGUGUUGACAGUUGACACUGUCAGCUGUCAUCUGUCAUUCUUAAAAUGAAAUACGUUCGUUAGUGGGAAAAUAUGCUUCCAAUAAAAUUAAGACAACUCUAGAGAAUGGCUUUGCUUAGUAAAGAUCUACAAUACUGAUAAUAAUAUAAUCUUAUUGAUACCCUAUAGAUACAUUGUCUCACUAUAUUAAGAGUGAAAAGAGUGAGACAAAACAAUCAAUUUUGGCUUUAUGUAAAUAUGAUAGUUAUAAAGGAAAUUCACAUAAUUAAUAGAAACUAAUUCAUUUUAAAGUAAGAGACAAACAGAUCAUAGAUUACUUUUUACAAGGCCUACGCGGUAUUUAUAGUUAAAAUAUAAGAUGGUUUUUCAAAAUGAUAAUGAAGUUAGUGGGGUUUGUGUUUUGGUUAUUGAUAUUUUUAGAAGAGUGGCUCGCGAGUGCGUUGCCGGCUUUCGUAAUAUUUUCAUAGUCGAAACUCAGAUGUAACUCCCAUAUAUCAAAACUAAUUGGAUUUUCGACUCUUACCCUAAUAUCCAAGAUUGACAAGUACAGAAGGCUGAUGACGUACUUUUCCAUCAAAAGAACGUUACCAAUGGAUAAUCUCAAGUCAUCUCAAUCUCUCAAAUCUCAAGCCUAAUUAAGAGAUACAGACUUCGUAAAUUUAGGCCAAACAUUUCACUUGUGUGCGUGCACACGUAUGAGUAAUGUACUCGUGAUGACGCGCACAAUCAUUGUUCGCGAACUUUCUUGCUUCCGGUACCAAAUCCAACACAUUAUAUACGCACAUUAUCAAGUAAUUUUUUGAAUCGUUUCCUGCCAAUAUUAGCAACUCUCGGCAGAAAAUCUUUUCAGAAAGCAGUUAGUAUGCAAAUAUUGUAAAUUCUAUUUUAAAAGAGUAAGUGCGGAGUUUCCAUUCCAUUUUCUUCUCGACACUUUUGGAAGGGGCAACUAGAAUCAUCUUUAUAUUUUAUUUAACGUUCAAAAGUGUCAUUUUAUGUGGUCUAAUUGGAUGACUUUGAUACGCGCUCCGUAUGCGAUCUGCGAUUGCUUUGGGGGCGUCCAUAAAUUACGUGAGGUGUUUUUUUUAAUUUUCUGCACCUCCCCCCCCCCUUGGUGAGAUGUCGUGAGAUUUUAUUCAACCCCUCCCCCAACCCCCAAUCUCACGUGAGAUUUUUCAAAAUGUGAGUUUCUUACGUAAACGCGUUGGAUUAUUAUUGUAAAAAGAAAAAAACAAAUUUGCUUCGUGCUUUUAUUUACGACUAGUGAUCUUAAUCGUAUUACGAUUACGCUUAAGAUUAAAUCUUAAGCAUGUACAAUCUGGAUUAAAUGGACCAAAAUAGUAUAUUUUUUUUUGUUUCAAUCAGAAAAAAAAAUUGCGUGAUAUUUGCCGAGACCCCCCCCCUCUCUCCAACGUAAGAUUAGAUGAGAUUUGACUCGACCCCCUCCCCCCCUUAAACACCUCACGUAAUUUAUGGACGCCCCCUUUGCACAAAACGUGCCGCACGAUAUUCUGGUGCAAUCUUACCUGAACACUUUUUAUAACUACUGUUGCAAAAGAAGAAUACUUUCCAAGCAUAGGACAGGCUGUGCUUAAGAUUUGUUUGUUUAUAAAGGUUGAAUUGAGAGUGACAUUUUGGUUUUUGAGAAAUUGGUUAGAGAAAAGCGUUGGGCGACAGCACGGUUUUUUGGGUUGUGUGGAAGUUGCAGAGUCAGAUCUGAUAGCUUUUAUAAUUUGUAUAGUACCUAUUUAUUAUUAUUUAUUUUAGAUGUUAUAUUGUUUUAUAGCUGCCGUUUACAGGAGAGUAUCAAUAGUGCUAAUUUAUUGGCUAUACAACAAAUCCGGCAGGGUUACUCUUUAAAACUGACAGCUGUAGCAUGGUGCGCGGUUGCAGCGUUUCAGGAAAGAUUUGUAUAUAAGUAUGUUUGUAACGAAGUAGCUCACAAAAUACUGUACCGAUAUAUAAUAUUCUUUCACCAUUUGAAUGAUACAUUAUCACCCAUUAAUAAAGGCUAUUUUAAUUGCAAGAAAAAAUAAUGAUCCCUACUAAAGCUACAAUAAUGUUACUCAAGAUUUUAAAAAAGCCUCGAAAAUAUCCUUAUUUCGAAAAUCAUUGAUGAUAGAAAAAAAAAUGUUUCACAAUAUUAAAGAACAUAUUACAUCUACAAAAAAUGUUUAUAAAAUAAAUGUCCACCCGUGCAUAGUCGGGACGGGUCAGUCAUUAAUAACUGUAGCUAGUAACAGUAGUUGUUAACUCAGCCAGAAUGUUCUACAAAUAAAAAUGUUCUUCUACAAAUAAAAUCAAAUUCAGAGAAAAAUAAGCAACUGUCACCCCAUGCACAGCGCAUGAUAUAAUUGAAAUUCCAACAAAAUUUCUGAUUAUUAUAUAACAAAUUGAAAAAUAUAUUUAUAAUGCAUACUAGUAUUUCAAAUAUUAGCCCAAGGUGAAGAUAGUGCAAUCCAUGAAGCUUCCGUCAAUGUUUGAGUGUUAUCGGUACAAUGAACGCUCGGAGCAAACUCCCCGCACCCCGCGAUCCUCUCAUAAAAAGUUGGUGGGGCGCGUCUUCGUGAAUUGCACUAACUGUAACCCCAGUUGUGUUCUAUGCUGUAUUAUUGAUGGGCCUGGAACUCGGGGCAUAGGGAGUGAAUUUGGCUUGUCUUUCAAAGGAGAAUUUUAUAGAAUAUAAUCUUGGCGAUAUAAGCGAUAUUUUAUUACCUUAAACGUUUUCUGAACGAUUUCAUUUGGCUACGUUUUGCAGAGUAAUCUUGCUGUUUUUUUUAGAUUUAGAUAUAGUAAAGGAUUCAAUAGCAUUCUGAAGUUCCUAACAAUAUAACCCAUAGCUUAGUUUAUCUAGGUGCAUUUAAGAAUAAAAUAUAGUAUGAGCACAACUUACGUCUGACAAAAUCAUGAUAGGUCAGACAGGAAAAGUGUCGUCAGUGUCACCAAUAUGGAGAAAAGUUGGUGUACUGUUGCUCCAAGUUAAAGGGAUGAUCCUCUUCUGGUUACUGACAGGCCCUAAGACCGAGACGUUAUACAUAUGAUUAUCGGAAUAACUGUCAUGGUGUCAACUGUCAUAACCAGAGAGGCUCUAAUGAAAAAUAAAGGCGACGAGUCAAAAACUAAAUUUGUAUGAAAAUUAAGUGUUUGACUUUCUACAUACACUACUGCUAAGGUAUAAGUAAAUCCCCACUACACCAACCUUCCUUAACAUAAACUACAAAUUAAUCUUAUACGAUGUUAAUCAAAUAGAAGUACCUAGUUUACAAUGCGUCUUAAUAAAUUCGUCCCGAGCUAAGCCUAAGAUGUAGAGUAUAUCCAUAGAGCGGACUUGACGAAAUGUCAACGUCAAGUAUGUCAUAAUUUGUGUUUGACAGAUUCGUAUAAUUGGUAUGAACAAGUACAAGAGCUGCUUAGUUCUAUAUACACCUGGUUAUUUAAAGAUACAGAUCUUUUGUUACUUUUUGAUAUUUUUUAAGUAUUCGAGCUUCGGCCUCAGAUAAUAGAAAUUAAAAUGGGGGUCGAUUUUUGAAUUGCACCUGAAUCACAAUUCAGGCAAUUAUAUUUUGACAAAGGCGUUUUUACUUAGGCUAUGUGUGUGCUAGGGGAGGAGUAGGUAAAGGGUUCUCCCCUACCUAGAGAAUAUCCCUUUUUCGUUUGCAAGAACUGCCAACACGAGACAAUUUUUGCAAUAUUUGGUAAACGUGUUUCUCUAAAAAGCGACAAGUUAUUAUAUUAUGUUGGUAUACUGUCGGCUCCUUCAAUUUUCAUCUUUCGCCACUUUAUACAUAAUCAAUGUCUUUUCUCCUGGAUUCGAUUCACGAAAUAAUCUGCCAGAUAACAAUGUAAUCGCAUCAAAGGAAAAAUGAAAUUCAUUGAACUCUAGAGAAAUCUCUAUUUUGUAUGGCUUAAAACUUUUUCGUUAUUAUAUGACUAUGUUAAACGAUUACUAUACUCGCGUCAGACUUGAAAUCGGGCGCCGCUCAACUCGGGUUAAAUAUCAUGUUUACUUUUAUUUAUUCAUAGUAUAGCAAAUAUAAGCUGAAGUCUUCACUUGCUUCAUACAACUCUUUCCCAAUACCUACUCCUAGCCUUCUGUCACCUUGACAACUAGGUGGCCACAUGAUUUUUGCUUGAACACCGUCCUGGACUCUAGGUAAAGCCUAGGUAAAAUUCUUGUCCAAACUGACAAUAACAAUAUAUCGAAUUAUUUAAAUUUAUAUAUUUUUCUGACUGACAUAAAAAUGUGAUUAAUAAUUGUUGAUUUUUUUAGAAGUAAAAUGUUUUUUUUUAAUUUGUCACAAUUCAAAAAUCGACCCCAUAUUUGUGUAACAUAAAAAUCUAUUGGUAAGCGUACAUAUCUCAUAGUAAUGGAGAUGUAUUAAUAAUUGUCGUCUUCAUUGUGUUGUGAAUGAGUGUUGUAAAUGUUAUAAAUAUAUUAUAUUGUC
Pieris rapae (cabbage white) is the source of this 6194-nucleotide messenger RNA. RefSeq lists its product as uncharacterized. The coding region runs from base 120 to 950 and encodes 276 amino acids. NCBI's taxonomy places the organism in Eukaryota, Metazoa, Arthropoda, Insecta, Lepidoptera, Pieridae. The transcript is spliced from 9 exons. The record is from RefSeq and is a predicted model, not a curated record.